Periophthalmus magnuspinnatus is the source of this 1314-nucleotide messenger RNA. RefSeq names its product guanine nucleotide binding protein (G protein), beta 5a (gene gnb5a). Gene Ontology annotation, molecular function: protein binding; signaling receptor complex adaptor activity. Gene Ontology annotation, biological process: G protein-coupled receptor signaling pathway; G protein-coupled dopamine receptor signaling pathway. The transcript is spliced from 11 exons. Bases 74 to 1159 code for a protein of 361 amino acids. Lineage: Eukaryota; Metazoa; Chordata; Actinopteri; Gobiiformes; Gobiidae. Gene Ontology annotation, cellular component: heterotrimeric G-protein complex; cytoplasm. The record is from RefSeq and is a predicted model, not a curated record.
UGACAGCAGCAUCAGCUGUUAGCUGCGCUUUAAGCCUUUUCGCUGCCGAUCGCUGUCUGCACAAAGGAAAUAUAUGAGAUCCCCUCUAAUCCCUGAAAUGGCGACACAGGAGGUACAGCUGAAUGAGACCCUGGCCCACCUCAAAAGCGAGUCGGAGACGCUCAAGUCGAAGCUGGAGGAGGAAAGAGCCAAGCUGCACGAUGUCGAGUUACAUCAGGUGGCGGAGAAAGUGGAAGGCCUGGGUCAGUUUGUUAUGAAGACCAGGAGGACUCUAAAGGGACAUGGAAACAAAGUGCUGUGUAUGGACUGGUGUAAGGACAAGAGGAGGAUUGUCAGCUCUUCUCAGGAUGGUAAAGUCAUUGUGUGGGAUGCUUUUACCACAAACAAGGAGCAUGCUGUGACAAUGCCCUGCACAUGGGUGAUGGCCUGUGCCUACGCCCCAUCUGGCUGUGCUGUAGCUUGUGGUGGUCUGGAUAACAAAUGCUCAGUGUAUCCACUGUCUCUGGAUAAAAAUGAAAACUUGGCUGCAAAGAAGAAAUCAGUGGCAAUGCACACAAACUAUUUGUCAGCCUGUAGCUUUACCAACUCGGACAUGCAGAUCUUGACGUCCAGCGGGGAUGGGACCUGUGCAUUGUGGGACGUGGAGAGUGGACAGCUGCUGCAGAGUUUCCAUGGACACGCGGCUGAUGUUCUCUGCCUGGACCUGGCUCCCUCUGAAACUGGCAACACUUUUGUCUCAGGGGGCUGUGAUAAAAAGGCAAAUGUGUGGGACAUGCGCUCAGGACAGUGUAUCCAGUCUUUUGAGACCCACGAGUCAGACAUCAACAGUGUGCGAUACUAUCCCAGUGGAGAUGCAUUUGCUUCUGGAUCAGAUGAUGCAACAUGCCGGCUCUAUGAUCUAAGAGCAGACAGAGAAGUGGCCAUUUAUUCCAAAGAAAGCAUCAUAUUUGGAGUUUCCAGUGUUGACUUUUCUCUCAGUGGAAGGCUACUGUUUGGUGGUUAUAAUGACUAUACCAUAAAUGUUUGGGACGUCCUGAAAGGAACAAGAGUUUCCAUCUUGUUUGGACAUGAGAACCGUGUGAGCACACUUCGAGUUUCCCCUGAUGGGACAGCCUUCUGCACAGGCUCCUGGGACCACACUCUGAGGAUUUGGGCCUAAAGAACCAAGACUCUUGGCUGUUCAGAUCUAGUAACAUGUCAGCAUUUGAGUUUGCUAGAGUACAAUCACAGACAUAGAGACUUUCUGGUUGUACAUAGAGCAUAUCAAUAUCCUAGUGUAUAUACUGCAACUCAAUGGCCAGGGUAGACCAUAGA